Messenger RNA from Fragaria vesca subsp. vesca, 1947 nucleotides. RefSeq names its product beta-amylase 1, chloroplastic-like. The transcript has 4 exons. The coding region runs from base 1 to 1629 and encodes 542 amino acids. Gene Ontology annotation, biological process: polysaccharide catabolic process. NCBI's taxonomy places the organism in Eukaryota, Viridiplantae, Streptophyta, Magnoliopsida, Rosales, Rosaceae. The record is from RefSeq and is a predicted model, not a curated record. Gene Ontology annotation, molecular function: beta-amylase activity.
AUGGCGAUCGCCGCUCCUCCCUCCACUCCCACCUUCUCCGCCUCCUUCCGCCCCACUCGCACCUACGCGCCUCCCUCCUUCACGCGCCUCUUCUCCCCUCCCUCCACCACCAAGCCUCUCCGCCGCCUCACCCUCUCCGCCAGCCUCAACUCCGUCUCCCCCGACAACGGCGACCUCCAGGGCGAGCUCUUCCACGGCUUCUCCCCUCAGCGCCGCGGCCGCGGAUCGCCGGUCUUCGUCACCAUGCCCAUCGACUCCGUCGACCCGCUCGGCGGCCAGGUGCGCCGCCGCAAGACGAUGAACCAGUCGUUCAAGGCUCUCGUCGCCGCCGGAGUCGAGGGCGUGGUGAUGGAGGUGUGGUGGGGGAUCGUCGAGAGGGAUCAGCCGAGGGUUUACAAUUGGCAGGGUUAUUUGGCGAUCGUGGAGCUUGCGAAACGGUGCGGUUUGAAGGUUCGGGCCGUCCUGGCGUUUCACCAGUGCGGCUCUGGCCCUCCGGACCCUAAUUGUAUUCCCCUUCCUCUGUGGGUACUUGAUGAGAUAGAUAAAGAUCCAGAUUUAGCAUAUUGCGAUAGAUUUGGAAGAAGAAAUACGGAAUACAUUUCCAUCGGGUGUGAUAGCCUUCCUGUCUUGCGAGGGCGUUCACCACUACAAGUGUAUGCAGAUUUUAUGAGGAACUUCAGAGACACUUUUAAACAUUUCAUUGGUGUCAUCAUAAUAGGAAUUCAAAUCGGAAUGGGUCCUGCUGGUGAAUUAAGAUAUCCUUCUUGCCCUACUCAGAAGCUAACAUCAGCUUGGCGGACUCGUGAGAUAGGGGAGUUUCAGUGCUAUGAUAAGUAUAUGCUCGCAUCUCUUAAUGCACGUGCUAGGGAGAUAGGAAUGCCUGAAUGGGGAAAUGGGGGCCCUAUUGGUGCUUCCAAUUUGAUGCAGAACCCCGAAGAAACAAAGUUUUUCAGAAGUGAUGGUGGGUCGUGGAAUACAUCUUAUGGUACAUUUUUUCUUGAAUGGUAUUCAGGAAUGCUGCUUUUGCAUGGAGAAAGGCUAUGCAGGGAAGCUGAGGCCAUUUUUUGGGGCACAAAAGCUAAUACAUCAGCAAAAGUAGCCGGGUUGCACUGGCAUUAUCUCACUCAGUCUCAUCCAUCAGAGUUGACCGCUGGGUAUUACAACACAUCAACAAGAGACGGAUACUUACCAAUUGCUCGCAUGUUUGCUAGGUAUGGGUUUAGUCUGUGCUGCCCAUGUUUUGACUUGCAAGAUCUGAAUGAGAAGCAGAUGAAUCCAGUGAGUAGCCCAGAAGGUUUUCUUAGACAGCUGCUCUCAGCUGCUAGGGUGUGUGACAUACCCGUAGAGGCUGAACCUUCUGCAUCCAGUUUGGAUGAUAAAUCGUUUCAACAGGUGGUGAAGAUGUCAAAGUAUUACUCGUAUGGUCUGGAAAAACCCUCCUUCUCGUUCAACUUUGUGAGGAUGGAUAAGAACAUGUUUGAGUUGCAUAAUUGGGUUCGUUUUACUCGUUUUGUGAGGCAAAUGUCAGAUGUCAGUAUUUUUCGAGCCAAGCUAGAUGUUGAUUCACGUCGGUUUUCCACCUCCGUAUCAGAUGUUGCGAAAUUUGGUAUGGCUUCUGCAUAUUGUUAGAGGAAUGUUCACUCACCACUGGCAAUGUUCAUAGCAAAUGUUGUACGCUCACUCCUCCCAUAUGCCCAUGUGAUGUCAAUACGUACAGAAGAUGAUUUACCAGUGAUCAGACAAUUGUGAGAUGUGUAGUAACUCCUCAUUUUUCGUGUAGAUGAUUCGCAUAAGCAUUGUUCUUGUGGAGAGAGCUAUUACAAUGCAUUGUAAAUCUGUAAACCACUGCCUUCCUCGUAUUUUUAGAAUGGUUGGCUUAUCAACUCUAGCUGUUCAAGGCUCGGAUAACAUGCUAAUUUCUAUUCAAUGCUUGUGUUAUCAUGACUG